UUUUUUUGUGUGUCUGAUCUUGUUUGUAUGCAGAAAAAUCAAAGCGAGUGGAGAUGGACAUGAAUUACCCGAAGAUAUUAGCUAAUAAUUUCAAUAGCAAUAUGGAAGAAGAAGAAGAAUCGGCGUUCAUUGAAAUGGAUCCUUCACUUUCUCCAUCUAAGAGAUUCUCUAAUGUUAAUCGACAUGAUUUCAAUUUUCCGAUAUCUGAUCAGGAGGAAUUGAUAAUGAAAAAUAAUAUGGCGGAGCCUUUGAAUUCUGAUGAACAUAAGAUAUCUUCAGGGGUUGGGAUAUUUCAGAAAUUGUUGGAUUUUCUGAAGAAAAUGAGUUUUGGGUGCAAAAGUGGUACUAGUACAAAGGUGCUGGAGGGACCAAUGUUAAUGAAGAAGUGGGAAAGUUCUGAAGGGACAUCUUUGACUCCAAGGACAAGUAUAGCUAAUUAUUCUGAAGAGGAUUGGCGCAGAUCUUGUGAUUCUGAGGCAUCUAUUUAUGAAGCUGUUCUUCAUUGCAAAAGAACUAUUAAUGGUGAUGAGUAAUAAGUGAAGGUUUUUUUCAGUACUAGCAAGGAAGAAAUGAAAGUCUACUUGAAUGAUAUAUAGAAGAAAAAAAGACAAGAGAUGUAUGAAAAAUAUUUUGUUUGUGUUGUUGAAAGUUUUGAGGAGACAAAGAAUCUUAAUGACUCACAUUGUUUGUCCUUGUGUUUUCUCUUUUCUCUCAAGGAACAAUCACGUUCCGACUUGGAAAAUGUCUUGUUUUCUGCUUUGUAAAGUCAUAUAUGUAAUGAUAUUUUUAUACUCUGGUUUU
This is a messenger RNA of Solanum stenotomum, 801 nucleotides long. RefSeq names its product probable membrane-associated kinase regulator 6. Bases 54 to 533 code for a protein of 159 amino acids. NCBI's taxonomy places the organism in Eukaryota, Viridiplantae, Streptophyta, Magnoliopsida, Solanales, Solanaceae. The transcript has 2 exons. The record is from RefSeq and is a predicted model, not a curated record.